Molecule: messenger RNA, 1703 nt
Organism: Musca vetustissima
Lineage: Eukaryota; Metazoa; Arthropoda; Insecta; Diptera; Muscidae
Exons: 5
Coding region: 16-1668 (550 amino acids)
Source: RefSeq, a predicted model, not a curated record
GAAGAGAACAAGAGUAUGCGUGUGGCAAUCGGAGUGAUACUCAGAUUGAUAUUCCCCCUAGCCAAUGGUGUCGUCCGAGGUAUUAAAGGCAUCAGAGAUGUGCGAUUUUUAAGAGUUUUCCGUAGUUUAGCUUCUAGCCGCCAGUCUUUAUCUAAUCUAUUUGCUUUUGCCGCUAAUACCAUAUCCAUGAAUUUGUCCUCCGUACAAGUGUCACAUCGUCUUGAGCCCAUAUUAAAAUUGCUGAAAAUUCGCAAAUCUCGAGACGGCAUUGAAAGUUUACCCGACGUACCCAAUUCCUUGCCCAGUAGCCCUGAAAUGUUGACACCGCCAACACCGGGUACCCCAACAUCGCCGGUAUUUUCGCCAUUUUUCCGUGAGCCAAGACCUUCAUUACCGAAUUUUCACGCAGCAUCACGCAAACAGAUUGCCCUCGAGGAACAAAUGGCUCCCAAAUGUUGUACCAUCAAUAUUUUGGCCGAACCACCGCCCGGACAGCCUAUACGGGCUGAUAUUGUUUUCAUACACGGUUUGCAUGGUUCUUUGGUGAACACCUGGAAGCAGGGCUUGUGGGAAAAUGAACGGAAGCCGGUUGAAUUCGAUCGUCCACCGAAACCACCAGUACGUCCGCCCAAGAGGCCAAGACAUUCGCGUAGUACACCUCUGCAUGCCCCGCUGAAGCAGAAAAGAGCACGUUUUGUCCACCCGGAACAUAAACAGUCCUACUAUAUUGAAUCCAUAGACGAAUUGGAGGAUGCUGAAUAUUCCUUUGUGUGUGGAGAACCCAAGGAUGUACAAGUUUGCGAUGGCGUUGAAUAUAGUUUUCCCACUUUCCGUUUGCGCAUGAACGACAAUGGACGUCUGCUGCAAGGUGAAAUUGAUUCCAUACUCCAAAAAGUUCAAAAUUCCUCGACUGAGGACAAAGAGAAUGCCGAUGAUACCACCAACAACACACCGAACAAAAAACAAAAAUCAACAAAACCCUCUCCCAAUGAUCCCAACUAUUCCAAAUGUUGGCCCGGAGAUUGGCUACCAAUUGAUUGUCCAGGUGUUCGCGUGAUUGCCGUAAACUAUACCACCGAUCAAUAUUUGUGGCGUCCAUUGUGGAAGAAAAAGGAGCCACGUUCGGGUCUCACCCAACGGGCCAGAGAAAUGGCCGAAUUGCUCAUACAACAUCGUGUCGGCUACGGCCAUCCAAUUGUUUGGGUUGGCCAUUCGAAGGGCGGUCUCUUUGUUAAACAAAUUAUUGUUGAUGCCUGGGAAAGUGGUCGCCCGGCAACGGCUCCAUUUUGGCGUUCCUCAAAAGGCUGUUUCUUUUAUUCGGUACCGCAUCGUGGUUCACAUUUGGCCAGUAUCAAAGCUCCAUUCUUAACGCGUUCCGUAGAGUUAAUAGAUAUUGAAAAGAAUAGCAAAUAUCUCUUGGAUUUACAUCGUCGUUUUGUUGGCCUUUAUCAUUUGGGCCAUUUGAAAAUUGAAGUGUUCAGUUUUGUGGAAACGGCAUUAACCUUAAUGUCGGUUUUAUAUUUGCGAAUUGUUGGUGUGGACUCAGCAGAUCCUGGCAUUGGUGAUGUCUGCGGCAUACGUUUGGACCAUCGAGAAAUUUGUAAACCACGCAAUCGUGAUUGUAUUUUGUACAAACAAUUAGUUAAUAUGAUUAACAAAGUUUGUUAAGCGGAACAACUAUCUACUAUGUUGUUGUUUUUUUA